Lycium barbarum (goji berry) is the source of this 1552-nucleotide messenger RNA. RefSeq names its product probable F-box protein At4g22030. Bases 124 to 1398 code for a protein of 424 amino acids. Lineage: Eukaryota; Viridiplantae; Streptophyta; Magnoliopsida; Solanales; Solanaceae. The record is from RefSeq and is a predicted model, not a curated record. The transcript has a single exon.
CGUGUCCUGUCUUCUUUACCAUAAUAAUCAUAAUCCCCACUCAACUUUUGGUUUCUCCUCUUUGUUUGCCAAUCAUAGAUCAUUAAGUAACAUCCCUUAUUUUCCAAUUAAAGAACAAAAAAGAUGGCAAUAAUGCUCCAAUCUUCAAGUUUCUUGAAUUCAUAUAAUUCUGUUCCUUCAACAUCAUGUUGCAGUUGUAGAAGAGGACUGAUAAGAGCGAAUAUUAAUAUUCCAAAUAAUCAGACAUUUAACAUCUCCCUUCCCAGGCUUCAAAGUCGAGCUAGAUCAGUGCAGGAACAAGAGUUUAUUAGUGUGUUAUCAACCAGCAGCAGCCCAAUUGAGAAACAAUUUAGUCCGUCAAAAAGAAUUGAUCCUUUGGUUAUCGAGAAGCUUUACGCAAUCAAGGAGGCAAUUGCAGAUAGAGUGGAGAUGCAUAGAAAUAUUGGAGAACAGAGAAGCCAGUGGAACAAUAUGCUUUUGACAUCUGUUAAUGGGAUUACACUAGCUGCUGCUACAAUGGUUGGAAUUGCAGCUAGCAGUGGUGAUCCUAUUUUGGGACUAAAAAUGUCAUCCACUUUGAUGUAUUUGGCUGCUACUGCCAUGUUGGUCACCAUGAACCAAAUUCAACCAUCCCAACUUGCUGAAGAACAAAGAAAUGCAAUAAGGCUUUUUCAAGAUCUCUAUAACCAAAUAGAAACAACUUUAUCAAUCGGGCAUCCUUCUGCUAUUGAUGUCAAAGCAGCUAUGGACAAAGUAUUGGCUCUUGACAAGGCAUACCCCCUUCCUCUUCUUGGUGUAAUGCUAGAGAAAUUUCCAUCUACUGUUGAGCCGGCUGUUUGGUGGCCUCAACAACGUCGAAGACACCCCAAAAGGGACACUGACAAUGGAAACGAUUGGAAUGGAUGGAACGGUAAAUUGGAAGAGGAAAUGAAAGAAAUAACGGGAGUGUUAGGUAAAAAAGACCAAGAAGAAUAUAUUAGGCUAGGGGAGAAGGCCUUGAAAUUGAACAAGUUUUUAGCCAUAUCUGGUCCUUUGCUCACAGGCCUAGCGGCAGUUGGCUCUGCAUUAGCAGGUCCUUCUACUCAUGGAUCUUGGGCAGCCAUGCUUGGCAUUGUCGGUGGCGCAUUGGCAAGUGUAGUUAACACAGUAGAGCAUGGUGGACAAGUGGGAAUGGUAUUCGAGAUGUAUAGAAGCAACGCUGGUUUCUUCCAGUACAUGCAGGAAUCUAUUGAAUCUAACUUGACAGAAACAGAAAGGGAUAGAAGAGAAAAUGGUGAGGUGUUUGAAAUGAAGUUGGCACUGAAGUUAGGAAGGAGCUUAUCAGACCUGAGAGAUCUUGCUGCUUCUUCUUCAUGUAAAGCAGAAGAUUUAGAUGAGUUUGCCAGCAAGCUUUUUUAGAGUAGUUAUUCACAGUAUAACGCAUCGACAAAAUGCAGUACAUAUCAUUGUUUACGCGAGUAGGACUAACUCAUUCUUUUAUUCAAUUGUAACCGCUUAUAAGGCCAAGUACUUGCAAGUUGCAAAUUUCAACUUGCUUGAUUCAUAUUUAUGU